CGAAGUGUCGGAGUUCAUGCUUCUUUUAAUCACCGAUCAGUAAUGCUUGGGAAAAGUCGCAAAUACCUGCAGAUCGGAUCGGAUAGGAUCAUUUGUCCUUCAUUCAACUGAAGAGUCAAACAAAAAUCACCUACUAAACAGGCGCAGAAAACACAAUAUCAAAACGCAUUGUUUGUGGUGAUUUAGUUUCCAGAUACAGUGAAAUGGCAGAAGCCAAUAUUUCAGUGGAUCAGGAUCAAUUCACUUGUCCAGUGUGUCUGGAUCUACUGAAGGAUCCGGUGACGAUUCCCUGUGGACACAAUUACUGUAAGAAAUGCAUCUCAGACUGCUGGGAUCAGGAUGAUCGGAAGGGAAUCUACAGAUGCCCUUUAUGUAAACAUUCCUUCACACAAAGACCUGGUUUAGGUAAAAACAUGGUGAUUGCUGAAAUGGUGGAGAAAUUGAAGAUAAGGCUCCAAGCUGCUGCUCCUACUGAUCCUCCUGCUUCUGUUCACACUGGACCACAUGUUCAGUGCGACUCCUGCACUGAAAUUAAACAGAAAGCAGUGAAAUCGUGUCUGGAGUGUCGGAGCUCUUACUGUCAAAAUCACCUUGAACAGCAUGAGAAUCUCUUCAGAGGUAAAGGACAUAAUCUGAUGGACGCCACUGGACGACUGCAGGAGAUGAUCUGCCCUCGACAUGGUAAAAUGCUGGAAAUUUACUGUCGUACUGACCAGCAGUGCAUCUGCAUGAUGUGUUUGGUGGAUGAACACAAAAGUCAUGACACUGUAUCCACUGGAGUGGCAAGAGCAGAGAAACAGAAACAUUUGGGUGAGAUGCAGAUAAAACUUAACCAGAAAUGCCAAAAGAAAGAGGAAGACGUUCAGGAGCUGAGGGAGGCUGUGGCGUCUCAUAAGCGCUAUGCACAGGCAGCAGUGGAGGACAGUGAGAGGAUCUUCACUGAACUCAUCCGCUCUAUUGAGAAACGUCGCUCUGAGGUGACGCAGCUGAUCAGAGAUCAGGAAAGAGCUGCAGUGAGUCGAGCCGAAAUAAAACUGGCUCGAUUGGAGAAGGAGAUCAAUGAGCUGAGGAGGAAAGAUGCUGAACUGAAGCAGCUUUCAGAAACACAGGAUCAUGUUCAUUUCCUCCAGAGUUUGUCGUCUGCCUCAGUCUCUGUCUCUGGAUCAACAGACGGCUACACUGUCAGUUCUCAUCUGUCUUUUGAUGAUGUAAUUAGAUCAGUUUCUCAACUCAGAGACAAACUGCAGCAGUUCUGCAGAGAGGAGACGGACAGGAUAACUGAAACAGUGAAACCAAUCCAGGUCAUUAUUGCUCCUGAAUACGAGACCAGAGAGGAGUUUCUACAAUAUUUCCAUCCAUUCACUUUGGAUUCAAACACAAUUUAUUCAAGUCUCCGUCUGUCUGAGGACAACACAGUGAUCACUUCCACCAGUUGUAAUUACAGAUAUCCCAAUCAUCCAGACAGAUUUGACUAUUGGAUAGAGGCGUUGUGUCGGGAGAGUGUCAGUGGACGCUGUUACUGGGAGGUUGAGUACAGCGGUGUUGAGGGUGUCCAUAUAGCAGUGGCUUAUAAGAGCAUCAAGAGAAAGGGAAAGAGUGGUGAUAGUCGAUUUGGAUAUAAUAAUCAGUCCUGGAGAUUGUACUGCUGUACCUCCAAGUGCUCAUUUAGACACAAUACCAUACGGACUGAACUCCCUGUGGUGUCCAGUCGUAGAAUAGGAGUGUAUGUGGAUAACAGUGCAGGGAUUUUGUCCUUUUUAAGUGUCUCUGACACAAUAAGUCUCAUUCACAGAGUCCAGACCACAUUCACUCAGCCGCUCUAUGCUGGGAUUGGAUUACAAAAUAACACAACAGUGAAACUGUGUCGUCUGAAUAUAUAAUUGCCAUAUCACAUCUAAGCAUUGUGAAACAAAUGAUAAGAUGUUUGUAAUUUACGAGGAGGAACUGAUAAUCAAAACUGUGUGGUUUUUUUUUUUAUGUCUUUUGUUGGAAUUUGUUUACUUUUGGUGAAUUAUUGUCUCAAGUAACUUUCAAACCUGAUUCUCAUGGUGUUAAAGAAAGAAAUUCAUAAGACUGUUGUUUGUUGUUUUACAUUUUGUGUGCUGUUUCAAGGACUUUUAUUCAUUGCUUUUAUUCAAUUGGUUUGGUUUUAUAUCUGAAUAUAUCAGAUCCUAGUACCUGCACUUCAAAUUAUUAAUUAAUGAAUGAAGCAAAACAAAACCAAGACAGACAUGUUGUUCUCAGUCUACUGAAGAUCUUGUGUCACCACCAGGAGGUUUUUAGCUAUAUAUCCCAUACAUCGAACACAAUGCAUAACAGCCUGCUAUAUAAACGUUCUUUUGUCUCGUAUUUUAAUUACAUUUGUGACCCUGGACCACAAAACCAGUCAUAAGGGUAAAUUUUUUUUCAAAGUUGAGAUUUAUGCAUCAUCUGAAAGCUGAGUAAAUAAGCCAAAUAGGACACUAUUUGGCCGAGAUACAACUAUUUGACAAACUGGAAUCUGAGGGUAUUAUAUUGAGAAAAUCACCCUGGAAAUACAUAUUACUAGUCAAAAAUUAAGUUUUGAUAGAUUUAUGGUAGGAAAUUUACAAUCUACAUGGAACAUGAUCUUUACUUAAUUUGCCAAUUUUUUUUUCAUAAAAGAAAAAUGUAUAAUUUUGACCAAUGCAAUGUAUUGUUGGCUAUUGCUACAAAUAUACCUAUGCUACUUAAGGCUGGUUUUGUGGUCCAGGGUCACAUUUUAAAUCUCUUUCAGAAGUACAUGUGCAUGUUAUUAUAAAACCUAACAAAAACAUGAUCAGUUUACUUAAGCAAAUCUGUAUAAGUAAAAAUUGUAGUUUAUGCCACUGCUUAAAACAUCUGGGAAAAAAAUAAAUCUGGCCAAGAUAAAGUAAUCUGACCUUUUGUUUCAAGUUUGGAUGAUGAGGUGUUUUUAAUGACAGCACUCACAUUUGAAGCACAACUAAAACAUAAUGUUAACAUGUAUUAUUUAAACCAAAUGUGUUUUUAUAAUGUUGCAUAAAAGUUAUUACCAUGUUCUUCAUGGGUAUAAAAAGACAUUAGGUCAUAUACAUUUUACUUUUAGCAUUUAUUUUUUAAUGCACAGACCAAGAUGGAUGUGUUGACUUCAUUUCAGCUUUAUUUUGCUGUGCAGACAUGUAAAAAGCAAUGCAAAAGCUUUUUCACUGGAAAUGAAAACAUGUUCCUCAGAAACGUAGUGUCAGUAGAAACAAUGAGCACUAUUUAUUAACUUUUGAUGGCUUGGGUGUUUGUUCCAAGGAAUUGAUUUGAUGUUGUUUGCCGGCAGCAUUAGAACAUUCUAGAACAUUCUUUAACCUUUUCCGGAUCUCAUCAAACCACUUUCCCAACCCAUCACUACUAGAAAUUAAUUUGGUUGUUUUAACUCUAGAAAAGAUGAUUAUAUUUCCAAAUAGUGCUUCUUGGUGUUGAAAAGGUUCUAAUAGAAAUGUUGUUGUAAUUUGUUGACAUCUGUAUAAUGUCAUGAGUUUGUAUGUCGUGUCAUAAUGCUAUUAGAGUACAAAAAUCAGUAAGGGUGCAUCUUACAGAAAAAAAAAAAAAAAAAUCAAUUUAAGUUAACCAUCAGAAUUUUUACUAAUAUAUAUACCUUUAAGAUACAUUUUUUUGACAAUCCAACAUACCUAUCAUUAAAAAACGCAGUAAAAAUAGGAUUUUACUGAAUUUACCUCUUAUCGUGACAUAGGCACAAAAAAUUGGGCCCCCCUUCCCUAUUAAUAAAUACCACCCCAGCAAAAUAAAUAAAUAAAUAAAAUAAUAAUAAUAAUAAUAAUAAAAAUAAUUAGAAAAAUAAUUAAAAGUAAUUAGUGGAAACCAUAGUGUUUUCUAUUGCAAGCCCUUGUGUUCCAUCGAUAAAGAUCGAAUGUAGUUCUUAAUUUGUUUUAGAACAGAGAAAGUCUGUUCCAUAAAUAGGCUCCGGCGUCUUCAGAUGUGCAUCAUUAUUCUAAUAAUUUUAAUGGCCUGGAGUCACAACCACUCCUCAAGACAUUGUGUAGAUGAUUUAUUUCAAGACAUUUGUCAUGUUUCCGUCCUGAAACCUUGUGUUUGUUGAACUAAUUUCUUACGCACCUCAUUCCAAACCUAAUAACAGAGGCUUGAGCCACUGAUAUAAAAGUUAUUAAUGCAGUCUUAUGCAGUUAUUGACCAGUUUUGCUGUCGCUGACAAUGAGUUUCUGUUCGUGUCCCCGCGUGUGUGCACUAGUGCGUACUGUGUGAGAACGGGAGAAAGAAAGUGUGAUUUCUGUAUAUAAAAGGUGGAAAACAUGGAAAUGGUUGUCAUUUUUUACCCCUUUGUUUGUUAUAGUGUAAGUAUUUGUUGUAAGUAUUGUAUUGGUUGGCAAGUAUAACAAAAGUAUUAUAUGGCUCUUUGUUGUGUUUGAAAGCCCUCCCAUGCAUAAAUCCGGUCCUGCCUGUUUUUCAAGAAUGUAAUCAAGAGGAUAUAUGAACCCUACUGUAAGGAGGAAAUAAACUGUCGAGCUGCAGUGAGUAUCGUUUCUCUGUC
Labeo rohita (rohu) is the source of this 4537-nucleotide messenger RNA. RefSeq names its product E3 ubiquitin-protein ligase TRIM47. The transcript has 7 exons. NCBI's taxonomy places the organism in Eukaryota, Metazoa, Chordata, Actinopteri, Cypriniformes, Cyprinidae. The record is from RefSeq and is a predicted model, not a curated record. Bases 204 to 1880 code for a protein of 558 amino acids. Gene Ontology annotation, molecular function: zinc ion binding; protein binding.